UAGCAGCUGUUAGCAUCGUGGUCAGACGAGCGUAGACGCUGCAGAGUGAAUCUUCUCCAAUAGACGAGUCAUCAGCGCAGUUCUUGUAGCUAAUAUUCCUCUUUAUAAACAUAUGUAUUAAACCACAUCGGCUUCAUUUCUUCAAUUAAAACACGGAGCUUCUUUAAGUCACUUCCGUGUUCGGUGACAACAGAUUUGAGCUAUGCCCCGCCUCCGUGUGCCUGGAGUGGCUGCCGGACAACUCGUGAAGCCAUUUCUCGUUCGUGAUUGGACAGUUGUCCUUUGAGUGACAUGUAACCACAAACCAGGACCCCCAGCUGCUCCAGAGGAAGGUUCGCUGAUAUUUCCUGAUCAAAGACAAGUUAAGAAGAUGAAGAGGGCCUGAGCUGUAAUAGAGAUAGUACAUAUGGAUUCCUCAUGUUGAUCUUUGCUCUACCCAGGCUGAGUAGAGCAGUGGUGCGUGCGAGGAGACUGGCAGCUCAACUCACCAAAGCAACAAUGUCCUCAAACCAGCCGGGCUCAAGUCUGCUCCGCAAUGGGGAUGCUCCCACUGCAGCCAUUCUCAUCAUUGGAGAUGAGAUACUCAAGGGUCAGACAGUGGACACAAACAGUGCCUUUCUGACACGAGCGCUAAGGAGACUCGGAGUGUCUGUGCAGCGGAUUACAGUCAUACCAGAUAUUCAGGAGGUCAUUGCCAAAGAGGUGGCCCUCCUUUCACCUCAGUACACACACCUCAUCACAUCAGGAGGCAUAGGCCCUACCCACGAUGAUGUCACUUUUGAGAGCAUCGCCAUGGCGUUCCAGGAGGAGUUGCAUCUCCACCCUGAGCUCGCUCAGUUGGUUAAAGAAUUCUUCGGUGAAGUGGACAAAAGCAGCGCCACGAUGAAGCUGGCCAUGGUGCCUCGCUCAGCCAAACUCAACUAUGGAACCGAUCCUCAGACUGGAAAACUGCUUCGCUACCCACUGGUCAGUGUGCGUAACGUGUUCAUCUUUCCUGGGAUCCCUUCUCUGUUGGAGAGGGCCUUCAGUGGUCUUGAGAAACUCUUUGCUGCUUCAGGGACCACUUUUCACACUUGUGAGGUGUUUGUGGAUGCAGAUGAAGCAGAGAUCGCCCCCGUGCUGACCAAACUGCAGGCUGGUUGGGGUAGGAAGGUGGCUCUAGGCUCCUACCCUGACUGGCUGAGUAACUAUCAUCGAGUCAGGCUGGUCCUGGACUCAAACAGCCAGGAAGAAGUGGACAAAGCCCGGGCACAGCUGCUGGACGAGCUGCCCAAGGAUAGCAUGGUGCCGUUAGUCACUGAUCCAGUGUCCAUCGCCACUGCUGAGGUGUACAUGCUGGCCAAUAGUGACACACCACUGGGAGAGAAAGUUAAGUCUGCUCUGAAAACGAUAGAGGUUGCACUGGAUCAGUAUUCGACUGAGGAAGUCUGUGUCGGCUUCAACGGAGGCAAAGACUGCACGGCGCUGCUGCAUCUCUACUACGCUGCAAUGAAACGACGGUAUCCAGAUGAUAAAGACAAGGUGAAAGCUCUCUAUAUCCGUAUCGUCUCUCCGUUCCCAGAAAUGGAGAGAUUCCUCCAGGACACAAUCAAAAGAUACGACCUGGAUCUGUUCUCUGUGGAGGGCAGUAUUCGGCAGGCGCUGAGCGAUGUACAGGAAAGGAAGCCAGAGCUGAGAGCCGUCCUGAUGGGGACCAGGAAGAGUGACCCCUACUCGCACACACUCACACCAAUGUGUCCCACAGACCCUGGCUGGCCAGACUACAUGAGAGUCAACCCCUUACUAGACUGGACGUAUCAUGACAUCUGGUCGUUCUUGAGGACGUUGUAUGUUCCCUACUGUAUCCUCUAUGACAAAGGGUACACUUCACUGGGCAGUAUGGACAACACCUGUCGAAACACGUCGCUGCAGAUGGUGGACGCGAGAGGCGUGACGCGGUACAGGCCUGCCUACCUCCUGGAGAACGAAGAAGAGGAGCGGAACUCCCGUGGCUGACGUCGCCUGUUGCUGAUGGACACAAAUUGCACAUUGGACAUUUUGUUGUAGUCUUCAUGUGAAUAUUUUUCUGUCUCGUGUAACUGCAGAAUGAGAUUGUGUGUGUGUGUGUGUGUGUGUGUUACCAGUGCGUCUUAAGUAAUGGCUCUGUGCUGUUGAAUAAAACAUCAAUCCGUGUCA
Molecule: messenger RNA, 2175 nt
Organism: Paralichthys olivaceus (Japanese flounder)
Lineage: Eukaryota; Metazoa; Chordata; Actinopteri; Pleuronectiformes; Paralichthyidae
Gene: flad1
Product: flavin adenine dinucleotide synthetase 1
Biological process (GO): FAD biosynthetic process
Molecular function (GO): FMN adenylyltransferase activity
Source: RefSeq, a predicted model, not a curated record